This is a messenger RNA of Rubroshorea leprosula, 1772 nucleotides long. The record is from the annotation of a GenBank genome assembly. NCBI's taxonomy places the organism in Eukaryota, Viridiplantae, Streptophyta, Magnoliopsida, Malvales, Dipterocarpaceae.
GGACAUAAAUGACAUAAAGAGUAUAAUUAUGACGGGCUUGGGUUUUGCCAUCGUGAACCUCUGUUUCCGUUUCGAGUCGCUCACUCCGCUUCAAACUCAUCGUCAAUCAGUGACUCCGACCUUAACGAUUACUGUCGGCGGUCUGCACCCUCUAUUCCGGUGCUGCUUCUAUCUCUGCUCUUCGAGUUUGAGGGUUAGCUUCACUGUCGUUUCGUCAGCCCCUCUCUCUUGUCCCUCCAGUGACUCCUCCGUCCUACACAGACUUCAAUUCUGCACCAGCUCCACAGAAGCAGAAUCGUUAGUCCCUCACACCUCCGUGACUCCGUCCUGCACGGGUUGCUACUGGUGGUAUGCAUCUCUGAUUCCGGUGGCACUGAACCUUCAUCUUACAGUUACCACACAAUGCACUGACAAUGAAAUGCACAGAAUUCUCCUGAAUUCUUCCAGUUCUCAAGUUUGCAACUUCUCUUUCCUGGCUGGAAUUGAAGAGAAAUGAAAUGCUCAAGUGUUUGCAAACAGUACAAGCUUGACAUGAGAUCAAGGAUUUGGGGAAAUAAGGGCUACUAAAUGGAGGGUAAUGUUACCAAAUUACUCAGUUGUUUGGUUACUAAAUAAGGGCUACUAGAUUCCAGUGUGUUUUUUUCUUGAGAAAAACAAAAAGAAAUUCAAAGAAACGACUGAAUGAGUAGACUUAGAGAUUUUGUUAUCAAGAACUGUUUUGGGUAGUUAUUUUCAGAUUCAUAUAUGAUAAAACAAUUUUUGGUAGGUAGCAGUAGUCCUAUUGCUUAGUGUUAGAUUUUUUGCGAUGCUGAGCAAAAUAUUUACUUUUUAUUGGAGUCGAAGUAGCUGGAGUGCCUGCAUUUGGUUACAGCUAUAUGCCUAAUCAUUUACAGCACAAUCCUUUUUAUGUGAGUCAGCGUUGACAUGAUUGGAAAAGGUAUACUAAUUAAGCAUGCUACAUUGUCAUUUUGGUCUAUGAACUUUGGGGUGGGUGUAAUAACAAUUUGGUGCACAAUAUUUAUUUUUUUUCCAUCUAGGAUGUUUGAAUAGAGGCCUGUUCUCUUUGUAACUGUCAGUUUUAAUUUAAGUUAUUUUUUCUUGGAUUUCCAUUGCAUUUGGGUGGGUGCACAGUUUCUCAGUUGAAUUCUCUUUUUUACCGUCCAGUUCCUCUUGCUUAGUGGCACAUUGAAACCAGUAAGCAAAACUUUGCAGCUUGCAAUGAAAUAUUAAGUGAGAUUUGCCUUUUUAUCGGCAAUAAAUGAGAUAUGCUAUACGAAGGUUGUUCGUAUCUAAGAUGUUUCUUUUUCAUAAUUGUCUUAACUGCAGUUUAUUAAAUUAUCUUAAUUUUGUGCUAGGUUGUUGAUUCAUUAAGGCAAGGUCAUCAGGCAAUGAUAUUUGUUAAUUCGUGAAAGGAUACAGAAAAAACAUCAGGAAAACCAGUAGGCCUUUUCAUCCUGUCCCAUCUGAGUUUCUUUGUCAUAUGAGUCUCAAUUGUCUGAGUUAUGUUGAACUUGCAUUUGUUAGGAAGUAUGAUAACCUGGAGAUUCAAGAGUAACACCCAUCCACAGUUUUCCGUAGUAAAGGCAAGAGCUGGAAAUGCAUAUUUUUUCCCUUCAUUAUUUCAUAUUUCAAACAUUGUUAAUAGAUUACCAUUUUUUGCAUUUCAGAAGGAACUAGUGUAAAACUUUUCAUACCAAAAGCUUGUGAACUCUUUGAAGGAUAUUUUUGCAGUAAACAGAUCAGCAAAGAUGAUUCCUUUUACAAGCUUAAGG